AUGCCGAUUACCUGCGGAGAUAUCCCUCGUCUGAUCUGCUCAGUCAUCAUCCCGCCCGUCGGCGUGUUCUUCCAGGUUGGAUGCACAAAGGACCUCGCGAUCAACUGCCUGCUUACGGUUCUCGGGUCGCACACGUACAUUGAAGAGGAGGGCUAG
Molecule: messenger RNA, 156 nt
Organism: Phytophthora infestans T30-4
Lineage: Eukaryota; Oomycota; Peronosporomycetes; Peronosporales; Peronosporaceae
Exons: 2
Coding region: 1-156 (51 amino acids)
Cellular component (GO): membrane
Source: RefSeq, a predicted model, not a curated record